This is a messenger RNA of Psylliodes chrysocephalus, 634 nucleotides long. The record is from the annotation of a GenBank genome assembly. NCBI's taxonomy places the organism in Eukaryota, Metazoa, Arthropoda, Insecta, Coleoptera, Chrysomelidae.
AUGACAACUUCUAGAUGACAACAGACAUCUAAAAAUUUUUGAUUGAAAGUUUUUGUCAAAAAUAUUAAAAAUCAGAUAUAUUCAUAAUUUCGGCCCAUAAAAUUAGAUAACAAUGGUAGUUUUUAGUACCUUAAGACCUUUAUUGCGACUGCCAAUAUCAACUAUACAAAAUGAAGCAUCAAAACGAUUGAUGUCUGGACAUAGAACCUUUCCUCUUGCGCCUUCCAGAUUUCAAUACAUUAAAUUUAAGGAUCACUUUCAUUAUUAUUUAAUGCUAGGAAUAAUACCAUGUACGUUGGCAAUUUUCUUAGCUAAUGUAUUCAUUGGACCAUCGACUCUUUCCGAAAUACCAAAGGAUUAUACUCCUAAAGAGUGGGAAUACUUCAGAAAUCCCGUUACUAGAUUACUUGCGAAAUAUGUUACCCAAAGUCCACAACAAGAAUACGAAAAAUACCUAGCGUACGUGUUCCAGGAACAAGAGAGAACAAAAAUUAGAUUACUAGAAAACGAGAUUAAACAAAAAAUGGCAGAAAGAAAUGACUACCAAGCUUACUACUAUAGACCAGUUGCUGCUAAGUACCACAGAGUUAGUAGAGAAGCUGCUGAUUAUUUAGAAACUAUUAAAGGAGAGUAA